AAGGCAAGGCAAGGCCUUCGGUUUCACAGAAAGAAUCCAAAUACUCAAAAGGUUAUUGAGCCUGAGACAAGAAGAGGGUUCUCUUUUAAUUCUGGUGUUCGUAACUAAGCCAUGGAAAGUGCAGCAGUGGUGUGAAAUGAGGUCUGUGAAGAUGGCAGCCAUGGCAUUUCCUGUUGAGCUGGUUGUUCUGGUAUUUCUCUUCUAUCCAACCGUUGGUUUGGUGGACUCGGAUGAUGGAGCAACAUUGUUGGAGAUAAAGAAAUCAUUCAGGGAUGUGGAUAAUGUUCUAUAUGAUUGGACAAGCUCACCCUCUUCAGACUACUGUAUAUGGAGAGGUGUCACUUGUGACAAUGCCACUCUAAAUGUUAUUUCUCUUAAUCUUUCUGGUCUUAAUCUGGACGGGGAAAUUUCUCCUUCGGUUGGAAACCUCAAGGGCCUGCAAACUUUGGAUUUGAGGGGAAAUAGUCUUUCUGGGCAAAUGCCAGACGAGAUUGGUGACUGCUCUUCGUUAAUAAAUCUGGAUUUAUCGUUUAAUGAGAUCUAUGGAGACAUACCAUUUUCCAUUUCAAAGUUGAAGCAACUGGAAAUGCUAGUUCUAAAAAAUAAUCAACUGAUUGGACCGAUCCCGUCAACUUUAUCUCAGAUUCCAAAUUUGAAGGUCUUAGAUCUGGCACAGAAUAAUCUUAAUGGCGAAAUACCAAGACUUAUUUACUGGAAUGAAGUGUUGCAAUAUCUCGGUUUGCGCGGUAACAAUUUGAUUGGUACACUCUCUCCAGAUAUGUGUCAACUCACUGGUUUAUGGUAUUUUGACGUGAGAAACAACAGUUUAACUGGAAGCAUACCUCAAACCGUAGGCAACUGCACUGCCUUCCAGGUCUUGGACCUGUCGUACAACCAUCUAACUGGAGAGAUACCGUUCAAUAUCGGUUUCCUUCAAGUAGCCACACUGUCCUUGCAGGGGAAUCAGCUAUCAGGUCCCAUCCCACCAGUAAUAGGUCUGAUGCAGGCGCUUGCUGUGCUAGAUUUGAGCUGCAACAUGUUGACUGGACCAAUCCCCUCUAUCUUAGGGAAUUUGACUUAUACUGAGAAACUGUACUUGCAUGGUAACAAGCUCACUGGGUCCAUUCCAGCUGAGCUCGGGAAUAUGACAAAGCUACAUUAUCUGGAACUGAAUGAUAAUCAUCUUACUGGGAAUAUUCCAGCUGAGCUCGGGAAACUCACUGAUUUAUUCGAUCUAAAUGUUGCUAAUAACAAUCUCGAAGGGCCUAUUCCUGAUAAUCUCAGCUCAUGCACAAAUCUGAACAGCCUAAAUGUCCAUGGCAACAAGUUGAAUGGAACUAUUCCGCCGUCUUUCCAGAGGCUAGAGAGUAUGACUUACUUAAAUCUCUCCUCGAAUGAUCUACGCGGUCCUAUCCCAGUUGAGCUGUCUCGGAUUGGUAAUUUGGACACGCUGGACAUUUCAAACAACAAAGUUAGUGGCACAAUUUCUUCAUCCUUUGGUGACCUGGAGCAUCUCCUAAAGCUAAAUUUGAGCAGAAAUCGUUUAACAGGAUUCAUUCCAGCAGAAUUUGGAAAUCUGAGGAGUGUAAUGGAAAUAGAUAUUUCACACAAUCAGCUCUCUGGCUUCAUUCCUCAAGAACUGAGUCAACUUCAAAAUCUGCUCUCCUUGAGACUUCAAAACAACAAUUUAUCUGGAGACGUGACAUCGCUGAUUAACUGCCCAAGUCUCACCGAAUUAAAUGUAUCUUACAACAAUCUAGCUGGUGACAUUCCCACAAGCAACAACUUCUCAAGGUUUUCAUCUGACAGUUUCCUUGGAAAUCUUGCCCUCUGUGGAUACUGGAAUAACAACAACUAUCCCUGUCAUGAAAUUCGUACGACAGAGCGAGUGACAAUAUCUAAAGCUGCUAUCCUGGGGAUUGCUCUUGGUGCACUCGUGAUUCUUCUAAUGAUCCUUCUAACAGUAUGCCGUCCGAAUAAUACGAUACCUUUUCCAGAUGGAUCACUUGAUAAACCAGUUACUUACUCAACUCCCAAGCUAGUGAUCCUUCACAUGAACAUGGCGCUUCAUGUAUAUGAGGACAUUAUGAGGAUGACUGAGAAUUUGAGUGAAAAGUACAUAAUCGGAUAUGGAGCUUCAAGCACGGUCUACAAAUGUGUACUGAAGAAUUGCAAACCCGUGGCUAUCAAGAAGCUCUAUUCUCACCAGCCCCAAAGCAUGAAGGAGUUCGAGACCGAACUCGAAACUGUGGGGAGCAUCAAGCACAGGAAUCUAGUCAGCCUCCAAGGAUACUCCUUGUCCCCCACUGGGAAUCUCCUCUUCUAUGAUUACAUGGAAAAUGGCAGCCUUUGGGAUCAUCUACAUGGCUCUAGCUCUAUCAAGAAGAAAAAGCUCGACUGGGACACUCGGCUUAAUAUCGCACUUGGAGCAGCACAAGGACUAUCAUAUCUACACCAUGAUUGUAGCCCUCGCAUUAUCCACAGGGAUGUCAAGUCAUCAAACAUUCUAUUGGACAAGGAUUUUGACGCCCAUCUCACUGAUUUUGGCAUCGCCAAGAGUUUAUGUACCUCAAAGACAUAUACAUCAACUUAUAUCAUGGGCACGAUCGGAUACAUCGAUCCAGAGUAUGCUCGGACUUCUCGACUAACCGAGAAGUCUGAUGUUUACAGCUUUGGCGUUGUGUUACUUGAGUUGCUUACAGGAAGGAAAGCUGUGGACAAUGAAUCAAAUCUCCACCAAUUGAUCUUAUCAAAGACAGCCAACAAUGCUGUAAUGGAGACAGUUGAUCCAGAAAUAACUGCAACUUGCAAGGACCUAGGAGCUGUAAAGAAGAUAUUUCAGCUUGCUCUCCUAUGCACCAAGAGACAGCCAUCGGACCGACCAACAAUGCAUGAAGUAACGCGCGUCCUCGGGAGUCUUCUUCCCUCCACCGAACCCCCAAAACCACCAACCAUAACAUCCAUGGCCCCAUCUGCAAAAGUCCCAUGCUACAAGGAUGAGUACGCAAAUCUAGAAACACCGCACGUGCUGAACUGCCCAUCCAUGAGCACGUCUGACGCCCAGCUCUUCCUCAAGUUCGGAGAGGUUAUAUCACAGAACAGUGAGUAACAAGCUAGGCAAACCUCUACAGCUGUGCCAAAAAAUGCCUUCCAAGAAUAGUUUGGCUUGGCGGGUAGACUUGGAAUUCUUGUAAAAAAGAGUUUUAACAACCCAACCCCCUUGUAACUUUGUAAGCUAUAAAAGUAGGGAAGCAAAGCAUGGACUUUCAUGUCUUGGUAGAAUUAAAUGUAGAAAAAUGAUUUUUGGAAGGAAAGAAAGUAGUGUUCCAAUUAAGGGAGUGAUUUUGGGGGUGGGGCCUUGGUGUUUGAAUGCCUGUGUUUAAGAGCUUUAAUGUUCAUGCUAGUAAUUGAUGAGUGAGAGAGGAUGAUGGCACUUUAAAGUGUUAACAGCAAGGCAGCAAUAAUUCACUUGGUCUGGGUCUUGA
This is a messenger RNA of Momordica charantia (bitter melon), 3485 nucleotides long. RefSeq names its product Leucine-rich receptor-like protein kinase family protein. Gene Ontology annotation, molecular function: receptor serine/threonine kinase binding; ATP binding; protein kinase activity. The record is from RefSeq and is a predicted model, not a curated record. Gene Ontology annotation, biological process: regulation of cell growth; heat acclimation; protein phosphorylation. Lineage: Eukaryota; Viridiplantae; Streptophyta; Magnoliopsida; Cucurbitales; Cucurbitaceae.